AUGACAUUCGAAGAACAGAUACGAACAAAUAGUAAGCGAUUCCAGUUGCUGAUGAAACAAUUAUCCGAUACGGAGUGGAGUGAAACUGCACUAGCCGAUGCUAAAUCUCGUUUAAGCGCUUGCGUACGUGAAAUUCACGCGAGUCAAAUGAAGAUUAAAUCGUGUCAAAUCGCAGCUGAUAAACAACAUCAACGGUUUGUUGGCAUCAAGAAGAUCGGAGUUCGAUAUAUUUGGUAUAAAGUUCGACGUCGAUACGGUCAACUCGUCGAUGAACAAGCAAAAGCAUGGUUACGAGAGUUUCGCAAAUGUCAGGAUGAACAACAACGACUGACUGCAUUGAAAGAAGAAAUAGUUGUUGCUCAAAAAAAUCUUCACCACUGUCAACAGAAUUAUGAACAAUAUACACAGACGAGACAAGAACUGAACGAACUGUUGGAUCAGUUGUUUUCGUUGACUGAACCUCCGCAUCCUUAUGAAGACGCUCUUAAACAAGAUAUAAAGAAGAAACAAGAAUACUUACUCAUUUUACAAGGCAACAGCCGCAUAUUUAGGCAUGUCUUUCAUAUUUUAACAAAAGCGCAGCGAGCUAUUCUCAUCGCACAGCAAGCAAUUGCUGGUGCAUUAAAUAUGAACACAUUGAAUAAAUUUUCGCGUUAUAUAUUUGGCCGUACAAUUAUCAAUUCAUAUUUGUUUAAAGCUAAAGAUGCAUCGACUCAACUACAAGAACUGCUGAAUGAAGUUAAAGGUAUUCGUUCAGAACUUUCACUUCUCAGCCAUGUUUACAUUCAAAAUGAUGAUGUGAUUCUGAAUACUUUGUUCAACAAUCUAUGUAAGAACAAACUCGACGAGUCAUCGAAUGAUGUUGCUUCUUUACACACUAUGUUAUUCACUGCCCUCAGUCAAAUUAAAGAACAAAUGGAAAGAUGCGAAGUUGAACGAAAUCAAACGAUAAAAGAUGUGAACCGGCUGACAAAAAUACAUUUUGUUUUACGAUGUGCUAUUGUCAUUAGUACUAUUGAAUCAUCCUCCGCGGAUCUAUGGUCGUGA
Molecule: messenger RNA, 1047 nt
Organism: Adineta ricciae
Lineage: Eukaryota; Metazoa; Rotifera; Eurotatoria; Adinetida; Adinetidae
Source: the annotation of a GenBank genome assembly